UGAAUGGGAAACUUUAUACGCUACUUUCGACGUCGAAAAUUGCCUAGCCAAGAAUUGGAUGAACUUGUUCAGCAAAUUAAAGAUUUGGAGGAGCAAGUGAAAAAUUUGUUGGAAUGUAAAAUCUGGUUCUACCAUUGCCUUCUUUUUGGUGCAUUUAUUUUAGUAAGUGGGAGCUGUGGCUAUUUUUGGCUUCAUUAUCCUAGUUUAAAAUGGAAAUUAUUCUCGUGUUCUUCGUCUAUUUUUCUUUGUGCUCUUUCAUUUUUGAUAUUGCGUUUUACUUCAAACACUAUUUUUGACUGGUUAAUUCAAAGAAAGCAAAGACGACUUCGCUUUUUCACUGAACGAAAAGUUGCAAUUAUUGAAGAUGUUAAAGAAAAUGAAAAAUUUAAAGUAGCGAAGGCAAUUAUUGAGAAAUACGGGUCACAAAACGAAGUCUCGCAAUGGUUAGGAUCUGCUACUUCCUCUUCACCUUCACAAACGACAACAAAACCUAUGACAGAAAAUAAAAACAAUUCUAAUUAUCAACAAGGAACAAAUCAAAAACAGAACAAUAAUAAUACACCGCAACCACUUCCAAAACUUUAUGAAAUUAGAGACCCAAGACAGACGGUUUUAAGGAAUGUUGGGACAUCACCAAAUCGCCGAGUGCCUAUUCGUCCAUUUGUUGAAGAAAGUCGUGGUAGUUUAGAUCGAAUUUUGGAUUUUGUUAUGGGAGAAAGCAUAAAUAAUAGGUAUGCCCUCAUCUGCUCAAAUUGUUAUACUCAUAAUGGAAUGGCCUUGAGAGAAGAAUUUAAAACAAUUUCUUAUUGCUGUUACAGGUAACAAUAAUCCCAGUACUUCAAAUAAAUCACCUCCAAUCGGUGCUCUCAACUUUACGGGUCAUACAGAUGAUAGUACAGAAAAUGAAGAAUUUGAGGAAGAAUUUGGACGAAAAUGUUCUUUGGCAAUUAAUGGAAAUGACGAAUCAGAACGUGAAGACAUGGUUACAGCGCGAG
This is a messenger RNA of Meloidogyne enterolobii, 995 nucleotides long. The record is from the annotation of a GenBank genome assembly. Lineage: Eukaryota; Metazoa; Nematoda; Chromadorea; Rhabditida; Meloidogynidae.